CGUGGCAUAUACACUUCACACGCACUACCGGGAAAACGCGUGUUUAAAAACUUUCCCUAUCACCGUUUUAUGAUGACUUUAGAAUAAAAGUGGCGACACAAACAUGGCGAUCUGGACUCGAGCGGACCGGAACGGACAACUGGACCUGCUGCUGCGGGACCGCUGGGUUCGUGUCACCGCCGAACUGACGAGAGAAACUUUCAGUCUGUCUGCCGAAGGAGAACCGAGCGGUACCGAGGGCGUGCUGGACGGGACCGAGCCGAUAAACCGGGGAAGUAACGGGACCGAGCCGCUAAACCGGGGAGUGCUGGACGGGACCGAGCCGCUAAACCGGGCCAGUAACGGGACCGAGCCGCUAAACCGGGGCACUAACGGGACCGGACAGAAUGAGUGCACAGGGAGUCCCGGGUCGGGGUUCGGGUCCAGACACCAUGAGACCACUUCAUCUUCAUCACCAUCACCAUCGGAACCGGUCCGGAAUGUUCGGGUGGUGAAGCAGGAAGCGGGCGGUUUGGGGAUCAGCAUUAAAGGAGGGCGGGAGAACAGGAUGCCGAUCCUCAUCUCGAAGAUAUUCCCCGGACUGGCGGCGGACCAGAGCCGCGCUCUGCGGGUCGGAGACACCAUUCUGUCCGUCAACGGGAACGACCUCCGGGAAGCCACACACGACCAGGCGGUACAGGCGCUGAAAAAGGCCGGGAGGGAGGUGACUCUGGAGGUAAGGUACAUCCGUGAGGUGUCUCCUCUGUUUAAGAAGCCAUCGCUUUUAUCUGAGCUGAGCUGGGAUGGGAGCGAAGACUCUCCGCAACACAACAUGACCAAAAACAGGAAGAUCAUUUCACUGAAAAUGAGCUUCAUCUGCAGGAACCUCACCAUGCCAGACCUGGAGAACAGGUUGUUGGAGCUGCACUCUCCUGAUGGUCAGAACUUUGUGGUUCUGCGCUGUAAGGACACGGCCACUGCACACUCCUGGUUCACCGCCAUACAUGCCAACAUUGCUGCGCUACUGCCACACACACUCACACACAUCAACGCCUACCUGAGUGCCUCUAACACACACACACAGGUUAAACACAUCGGCUGGCUCGCAGAGCAGGUAACUUUGGAAAAUGGGCAUCACCAGUUCAGGCCAGUUGUCAUGGCGAUGACAGAGAAAGACAUUCUGCUGUUCGACUCAGUGCCGUGGACACGAGAAAGCUGGAGUACACCACUGACCAUACACUCACUACUGACCACCCGACUCGUUCACUCGGGCAGUACUCGUGGUUCCCCAUCUUUAGGCUCUGACCUUCUCUUUAUGACUCGAACUGGUUCUAGUCGUGGUGUUGAGUCUCACAUGUUCCGUGUGGAGACACACUGGGACUUGUCGUCAUGGACCCGAGCGCUCGUACAGGGGACUCACACCGCUGCUGAGCUCAUCAAAGAGGUGUCCAUAGGGUGUGUGUUGAACAGGGAGGAGGUGUGUUUGGUGCUGCACUAUGAGCGAGGCUUCACUGUGCUGAGAGGAGGUGGAGGAGGAGGUGGAGGAGCUCCUGUAGGUGGCACUGUGCUCCUUCACUACCCCUUUGACAAACUGCGUAAUUCUGCAGACGACGGAGUCAGACUCCUGUACCUGGACUUCGGGGGUCCCGAGGGGGAACUGGCAUUUGAUCUGCGCUCCAAUCCAAAGCCAGUGGUGUUUGUUCUCCACUCGUUCCUGUCAGCCAAACUCACACGCCUGGGCUUGAUCACAUGAGACUGAUGGAGAGAUGGAGAGAGGGAUGGAGAGAUGGAGAAAGACUCUCCAGGAAGUGAGGGAUGGAGGGAUGAAUAGAGAGAGUUCCAUAAAAGCUCCUCUAAUUACACACACAUUUAUCUCACUUAAUGUAUUAUCAUAAUGGAUUAUGUGAAUUCUUUUCCAUUCUCGUAAACUUAUAUGCACGUGCGUGUGUGUGUGUGUGUGUGUGUGCGUGUGCGUGUGUGCAUGCAAGUGUGUGUGUGUGUGCGUGUGUGCGUGCGUGCGCAUGUGUAUGUGCAUGCGUGCAAGUGUGUGUGCGUGUGUGUGCGUGUGUGAGUGUGCGUGCGUGCGCUUGUGUGCGGUUCAUUUUAACGUGUUCUUUUGUGUGUCUCUAAUCGGACAAACAUAGGAUUACAGGCUAAAUAUGCAAAAUUAUUAAUCUCUGUGUGUGUGUGUGUGUGUGUGUGUGUGUGUGUAUCAUGACUGUUACUGUCUGAGUGUGUGUGUUGGUUAGUAAGACAUUCCAGUGCAGUAUUACAAGUAUGUGUGUGUGUGUGUGUGAGACAGAGAGAGAGAGAGAGAGAGAGAGAGAGAGAGAAAUGGCUGUCACGUGAUUCUCGUAUCUACAGAACUAAUAGUAAAGUCCUCUGAUUGGCUGUUAGGGAGUAGCUCAGCGUCCAAUCAGAGCAGCGUUACUAACCCCCCUCUCCCCUCCCUCCGCUGAUGGCAGCUGGAGCAGCUGUUUACAGAACCCUGUCUGUGUGUCAUGAACAUUUUAUUUCUACAGCACUUACCAUUACAAACUUUAUCUAUGUACUUACCAACAAAAAUGAAGCUUUAUCAGACAGUUUGGACAGUUUACUUUAGAAAUUAGAGGAACUCAAUGAGAGUGUAUGGUGGUGUAGCUGGUGUAGUGUAUGAGUGUAGUGUUGGAGCUGGUGUAGUGUAUCAGUGUAGUGUUGGAGCUGGUGUGUAUGGGUGUAGUGUUGGAGCUGGUGUAGUGUUGGAGCUGGUGUGUAUGGGUGUAGUGUUGGAGCUGGUGUGUAUGGGUGUAGUGUUGGAGCUGGUGUGUAUGGGUGUAGUGUUGGAGCUGGUGUGUAUGGGUGUAGUGUUGGAGCUGAUGUGUAUGCGUGUAGUGUUGGAGCUGGUGUGUAUGGGUGUAGUGUUGGAGCUGAUGUGUAUGGGUGUAGUGUUGGAGCUGAUGUGUAUGGGUGUAGUGUUGGAGCUGAUGUGUAUGGGUGUAGUGUUGGAGCUGAUGUGUAUGGGUGUAGUGUUGGAGCUGAUGUGUAUGGGUGUAGUGUUGGAGCUGAUGUGUAUGGGUGUAGUGUUGGUGCUGGUGUGUAUGGGUGUAGUGUUGGAGCUGGUGUGUAUGGGUGUAGUGUUGGAGCUGGUGUGUAUGGGUGUAGUGUUGGAGCUGAUGUGUAUGCGUGUAGUGUUGGAGCUGGUGUGUAUGGGUGUAGUGUUGGAGCUGGUGUGUAUGGGUGUAGUGUUGGUGCUGGUGUGUAUGGGUGUAGUGUUGGAGCUGAUGUGUAUGAGUGUAGUGUUGGUGCUGGUGUGUAUGGGUGUAGUGUUGGUGCUGGUGUGUAUGGGUGUAGUGUUGGAGCUGGUGUGUAUGGGUGUAGUGUUGGAGCUGAUGUGUAUGGGUGUAGUGUUGGAGCUGAUGUGUAUGGGUGUAGUGUUGGAGCUGAUGUGUAUGGGUGUAGUGUUGGUGCUGGUGUGUAUGGGUGUAGUGUUGGAGCUGGUGUGUAUGGGUGUAGUGUUGGUGCUGGUGUGUAUGGGUGUAGUGUUGGUGCUGGUGUGUAUGGGUGUAGUGUUGGAGCUGAUGUGUAUGGGUGUAGUGUUGGAGCUGGUGUGUAUGGGUGUAGCUCACAGUAGCGUUUUGUUGUAUUUCUGACUUCAGUUCAUUGAGUCAAUGUGAACGCUCGAAUGCAGACAGCUGGAGGUUGUGUGGUGGAGAACAAGUCCCAGUUCCCAGUGAGCAAGAACACAGCACCACUUAAAGAAAGGUCUUCCAUCCAAUCUGUAGGUUCUCACCUCUACUGUCCCUGUGGAGAACCUGUAAAGCUUCAGUGUAGAACAUUAUAACCCUGAGCAUUAUAACCCUGAGCAUUAUAACCCUGAACAUUAUAACCCUGAGCAUUAUAACCCUGAGCAUUAUAACCCAGAUCCUCCUCCUGACACCCAGGACAGACUCCAGCUCCAGCAUCAUCACCAACAAGUGAAAGACGCAGAACUUAUUAAACGUCAUAAACUUAAAUCAGAUACAGGCUUUAAAUAUAUGUACAAUAAAAUGUCCUCUCUGGGCCUGCAGACUAUUAGACAAUCAAUAAUAAUAAUAAUAAUAAUAAUAAUAAUAAUAAGGACCAAGACUGAGGACCAUUUUUUGGACAUUCUGCAUGUGAUUACAGGACACUGUGUGGGCCAAUGAUCGAGGACAUCAUGAUAUUAAAUAUUAUAUCAUCAGAGACAUUCCAAAGAACAGUUACUGUUAGUUACUUAGUUAGAAAUGACAUGGAAUUGUUUUAAACAACAUUUACUAUAUAGGACACACACACACACACACACACACACACACACACACACACACACACACACACAUACUCAGGGCAGCUAGCUCCUCUAAUGAGCUUGUUAAGUGUGUGACAACAUCCCUCUUGUUUAUCAGGAAGUCCACACACACACACACACACACACACACACACACACACAGAGAGAGAUCAUCCGUGAUAAUUAGUGCACUUGGUAGUUUGUGGCCUUUUUAGCGUCUUUAGACAUUUCCUAAGAGCUGAAGGACAGCUAGAAUAUAUCACUCAGUGCUUUAAGUGUGUGUGUGUGUGUGUGUGUGUGUGUGUGUGUGUGUGUGUGUGUGUGUGUGACACUGAAGUGAAACUUGUGUGUCAAAAUAUGAAAAUGGGAUCUGAAGAAACAGGGAUGUUCAGUGUAAGCUCUGCCUGAUAGCUCCUGCUUCAUCUGGUGGAAAUGUGAUCUGUUUAACUGAGCUGAUAUGUGUGUGUGUUCCUGUUAAACACAGAGCACUAAAUCAGCUCACACACUCUCACACACACACACACACACACACACACACACACACACACUGUGAGGAAUGAUGAAUGUACUGUAUGUUUCUACUCACCGCUCAGACUGUUUAAUAUUAUUUUAGCAUUUCUUUUUUAAUCUAGUGUCUGUUUAUAAAAGUAAACUAGUUUUUUAAAAUGUGCGUUUUUCACACCAAAGUUUUGUACUUGUGGCAGCUUUGCGUUCACACAAUCAUAAAACAAAAGGAAUAAAGAGAGGUAAUAUUAAUAUAGAGCUAACACACACACACACACAUUCUGCUGCUGCUGCACGACUGUUCAUACAGAAUACUCUUUAUGCAAUGUUAAAAUCGCUCUAUAAAGUGUACAUAAAUAAAUACAAUACAUAAAGCCUAUAAAUAAACACCUGUUACACAUUUA
Messenger RNA from Tachysurus fulvidraco (yellow catfish), 5169 nucleotides. It is a transcript of the gene sntb2, whose product is annotated as syntrophin, beta 2. Gene Ontology annotation, molecular function: structural molecule activity; protein binding. The coding region runs from base 104 to 1732 and encodes 542 amino acids. The record is from RefSeq and is a predicted model, not a curated record. Gene Ontology annotation, cellular component: dystrophin-associated glycoprotein complex; synapse; intracellular anatomical structure. Lineage: Eukaryota; Metazoa; Chordata; Actinopteri; Siluriformes; Bagridae. The transcript has 7 exons.